AUGGCUGCUGACAUCCCAAUAACUGAUCCAGCGAUGGAGGUCAAGCAGCAGCAGCAGCAGCAGCAGCAGCAAUGGAAAGCAGCUUUUGAUGCCACACAUGAUCUACUAUGCAGCAGACUUACAGACAAGACACAGAUGUGCAUCAUAUAG
Molecule: messenger RNA, 150 nt
Organism: Pelobates cultripes (western spadefoot toad)
Lineage: Eukaryota; Metazoa; Chordata; Amphibia; Anura; Pelobatidae
Source: the annotation of a GenBank genome assembly